UCGAACGUAAAUGAGAGUGGCCGAUAUUAACCCAGGAGGCCGAUAUUACCCCAAACUACGGUACCCAAGCAAUUUUACUGCUUCGUAUAGUAUAUUUUUUAGAAAAGACUGAAAAGUAAAAACCAAAAAUGUCUGAAAAGCUCGUUGUUACUGUAAACGAAGGAAAAAUUCGAGGAAUCAAACAAAAAUCUGUGUUUUCUGGUACCGAAUAUUAUUCUUUCUUAGGAGUACCUUAUGGAAAACCACCUACAGAUGUGCUCCGGUUCAAGGAUCCAGUUAAAGUAAAACCUUGGAAAGAUAUAUACGAUGCAACGGUUGAAAGAGAAGGAUGCAUACAAUUUUCAUUACUGACUUAUGAGCUUAUAGGAACAGAAGACUGCUUAUUUAAUAAUAUUUAUACGACAAAGUUGCCACAAAAUAAUGAAGCUCUUAUGCCAGUAAUAGUCAACAUUCAUCCAGGAGCGUUUAGCUUCGGUUCACCACAAACAAAAUUCUACGGAUCUCCUGAAUUCAUAAUGCAUAAUGACAUCGUAUAUGUCUGCAUUGCAUACAGAUUGCAUAUUUUGGGGUUCUUAAACUUGAGAUUAAAGGAAUGUUCUGGCAAUCAAGCGGUUAAAGAUAUAGUUUUAUCACUUCGAUGGAUCAAAAAUAAUGCACGAUCAUUUGGAGGCGAUCCAGAUAACGUGACAUUAAUUGGGAGCAGCAGUGGAUCAGCACUUACUCACAUGCUAAUGUUAUCGCCUUCAGCUAAAGGUCUAUUUCACAAAGCCGUAAUGAUGGGUGCGCAUUUGAACAAUUCACCCGCACCUCUUCAAGAAACAAAUGAAGAUCAUGCUCUAGAAAUAGCAAAACAGUUCGGUUACGACGGCAGCUUUCAAGACAAUAAGAAAAUACUGAUGUUUUUAAAGAAGCUAGAUGCGGUAAUGCUGAUUGAAGGAUGUAGACGGUGCCAAAAUACUUUACAAGAGACCAUUGCUCCUAUCCUUCCGAUUUGUGUGUUUAAUCCAACAUUCGAUCGAGGAGAUAUUUUACCAGAUUUACCGAAAAAUCUGAUAAAAACAAUGCCACGAAUACCAAUCAUGAUAGGAUUUUCACAAAUUGAAUCUAUAAUGGGAUUUGUUCGUGCAGUGCGGCCAUUCACGGAGAAAAACUUCAAAGGUUCUUUUCGUCAAAAUUUUUUCGGAUGGGGAUAUCACCUCAGUAACGAUGAUGUCCAGUCAAUCUACAAAGAAGUGGAAGCGUUUUACUUGGAGAGUCAACCUGUCGAACAAGCACCAUUGUCCGUUAAAAUGGAUAUUCAAAGCGACGUAUCGAUGUUCGAUGUUUAUGAAACGGUCAUCAAUCCGAUAUCAGAGGACUUGCCAUCCUCCGUAUUCGUUUAUAAAUUUGAAUUCGAAGGAAAUAUUAUUUCUAUAAAUGGGAUACUAAACAACAUGAUUGAUGAACCGAUUGAAGGAACUUUUCAUGGUAGUGACUUCAGUUACUGGAAUCGAUUUGGCAACCCGAAGGAUAAUAAAACACGCAAAAUGGUGGAAACAUUCACUCAACUCGUCACUACUUUCGCUAGAACAGGAAAUCCGAAUUAUGAAAAUUUCCCAGUGAAGUGGGAAUCAUCUACGCCAGAAAAACCGUGUUAUCUGAGCAUUAACAAUCCUAUGGUAAUGGUUGAUGGUAAAUUGAAUAACGACAGGGUGGAAUUUUGGGAACGAAUACGCAAGAAGUAUGCCAGAUCGAAUGCCGAGGAUUAUGUAGUACCUAGCUAAUUUAUGAAUCGAUGUACCUAAUCAGGGUGUCUAACAAAAUUUCUCCGAAGAAAUGCAGUACUUUUACAGUACCUUUUGCAUUACCUUAUAUUUUUUUUUAUCCAGCUUACACCGACCCCCCCAGAAAAAAAUUAAAUUUUUGAACCAGUUGGAAUUUGUCGAUAACAUUAUAAGUGUAUUUCAAUUGAAACAAAUUAAAAUUACAGAAGUAAAAAAUUAAUCAUGGUCUUUUCACAAUCACAUUGCAAAAUAUUUUAUCAAUGUCACAGCUUCAAACUAUAAGAUACGGGAACACCUUCAGGGUGUCCACUCAUUUCUGGAAAUGAUUUUCCCUGACUUUUCCAGGUUUUCCAGACCAAUUUUUCCAUUUUUCCAGACCAUUUUUUUCAAUUUUCUAUGCUUACCCCAUACUUUGGUUAAAGAAAAAAAAAAAUUUUUUGGGGGGUGUAUUUUUUUUAUAAGCUUCUCUUUGAACUGGAUACUUCUUCGGAUAUAAAAAACAGCUCAACUUUAAUUAUUAACUUUUUAAAUUAAAAAUCAAUAAAUAAAUGAAUAAAACAUGCAUCAAGUUUGGCCAAUUGAUUACAAUAUUCAUAAUAACUUUUGAAAAUGUUUCUGUUCAUUUAUGGAUUUUUGGAGGCAUCAAAAUGUGAAAUUUGUUCAUCUUAAAAUUGAGAAACAAAUUGGCCCGAGCGAAGCGAGAACUUUUGAAAAUUUUCAUUUCUAGAUGCCUAAAAACGAGGUUUUUUUUAAAUGAGAAGAGUUUAUUUUUUGGUUUUUUAAAUUUUAAUAUUGGAAUGAUGUUUUUUUGAAGGAAGUCAAUUACUUUUGAAAAAAAAGAGAACAAGGUCGAGCGAAGCGAGGGCGAAAGGUUCUGAAAAUUUGCAUUUCGAAAGGCAUAAAAACGAUUUUUUUUAAUGUGAAAACGAGUAGGUAGGUUUUUUUUGGCUUUUAAAAUUUUAGAAUUUGAAUUAUGCUUUUUUAAAGGAAGUUGAUUUUGAAAAAGAAAACAGAACAGGCCCAAGUGAGUGCGAAAGCUCUUGUAAAUUUGUAUUUCGAGAUGCAUAAAAACGAUGUUUUUUCGUGAGUUCAUUUUUUGGUUCUAAAACUUUGAUUUUUAUUAUCUAGAAAUGUUCAUCUGACCAUCUAAAAAGAAAAGAAAACAAGCCCGAGCGAAGCGAGGGCAAAAGCUUUUGAAAAUUUGUGGUUCGAGAAGUAAAAAAUAAUGUUUUCCUUUCAUAACAGGUCCUGAUCUGAAAUUUGCAAUUGAUCGUUUUUUUAAAUUCCAUGGAUUUUGCGUGAAAAUUACGAAAUUCCCUGACUUUUCCAGACCGACCAAAUUCCCUGACUUUUCCAGGCCGACCAAAUUCCCGGUUUUCCAGGCUUGUGGACACCCUGCAUCUUUUGAGUUACAAAAUGAACAUUUUUUUUUUUUUUAAUUUUCACCAAUUAAUUCAUUUUGAGGUUUUUUAAAAAAUUUUAAAUCAAUGAUUUUGAGAAAAAUACAGUACUUUUCAGGCAAAAUGCAGUACUUUACAGUACUUGCAGUACUUUUACAGUACUUGCAGUACCUGCAGUACCUGUUAGACACCUUUUGCUAUUUUUGCUGUACAAUAAUGCAACAAGUUUUUCUACUUCAGCAAACUAAUUUUUCAUGUAAAUACUUUUUUAACUACUGUAGCACGUUCGUGGUAAGAAGUAAGAUCACAUCAUUAAAAUUGAACAUUUCUGUUGCGUCGUUCGCUAAUAAUGGUUCUUACUUACGUCGCUCCUCGACACUAUGAUAGAUUGAUACAUAUUCAAGUAAAUAAAACAAAUUA
This is a messenger RNA of Planococcus citri (citrus mealybug), 3583 nucleotides long. Its product is annotated as esterase E4-like. The record is from RefSeq and is a predicted model, not a curated record. NCBI's taxonomy places the organism in Eukaryota, Metazoa, Arthropoda, Insecta, Hemiptera, Pseudococcidae. Gene Ontology annotation, molecular function: serine hydrolase activity. The coding region runs from base 129 to 1763 and encodes 544 amino acids. The transcript has 10 exons.